This is a messenger RNA of Procambarus clarkii (red swamp crayfish), 768 nucleotides long. The record is from RefSeq and is a predicted model, not a curated record. Lineage: Eukaryota; Metazoa; Arthropoda; Malacostraca; Decapoda; Cambaridae.
GAGUCCUCCACAGCAACAACUGGAGUCCUCCACAACACCAAGAGUCCUCCACAACAACACCAGGAGUCCUCCACAACAACAGGAGUCCUCCACAACAACAGGAGUCCUCCACAACAACUGGAGUCCUCCACAACACCAGGAGUCCUCCACAACAACAGGAGUCCUCCACAACAACAACAGGAGUCCUCCACAACAACAGGAGUCCUCCACAACAACAACAGGAGUCCUCCACAACAACAGGAGUCCUCCACAACACCAGGAGUCCUCCACAACAUCAAGAGUCCUCCACAACAACAGGAGUCCUCCACAACAACAGGAGUCCUCCACAACAACAGGAGUCCUCCACAACAACAGGAGUCCUCCACAACACCAAGAGUCCUCCACAACACCAAGAGUCCUCCACAACACCAAGAGUCCUCCACAACACCAGGAGUCCUCCACAACACCAAGAGUCCUCCACAACAACAGGAGUCCUCCACAACACCAAGAGUCCUCCACAACACCAAGAGUCCUCCACAACACCAAGAGUCCUCCACAACACCAGGAGUCCUCCACAACACCAAGAGUCCUCCACAACAACAGGAGUCCUCCACAACACCAAGAGUCCUCCACAACACCAAGAGUCCUCCACAACACCAAGAGUCCUCCACAACAACAGGAGUCCUCCACAACAUCAAGAGUCCUCCACAAGAACUGGUUCUGAGCAACCUUGUCUUUUCCUCUUUUCUAGUUCGAUGGUUUGAAGCACUUGGGAGACCCACUGUGUAA